AUGGAAGAAAGAUAUGGCGCUUGCUUAUUCCUUAGUUUCAAUUGUAUAUUUUUCUUGUCAAUGUUCUCAAGAAUCUGUGAUGGCAAGGGAAUCGACAUCGGAAAUAAUUACACGUCAACUCCAGAGGAGCGACUAUAUGCCGAUCUCCUAGAUAAACGCCCAUACAAGAAAGUAGUGAUACCAAGAUAUGAUGCGUCACAACCCGUUACCAUAGAUAUGAGUUUCACUAUUCUACAAAUAAAAUCUAUGGAUGAGCAUCAACAAGAAAUGUCUUUCCAUGGCUGGCUAGACGUGAUUUGGAGAGAUCCUCGAUUGACUUGGAACCCCGUUGAUUAUGAGAAUGUGGACCAAAUCAUCGUUCCAGCAUCGAAUGUAUGGACGCCUGAUCUAACAUUAGAAAACUCGGCACAUGAUAGCAAGCUGUCUGACUGGUUAAGUAACUUCUACAUCCGUGUCAGGAAUGAUGGGAAACUCAUAUGGCAACCUGGCGGUGAAUUCGCGAUACAAUGCGAUAUCGAUAUAGCAUACUUCCCCUUUGAUGAACAACUUUGUGAGAUUAUAAUCAUGGCUUGGUCGUCCAGCACUCACAACAUAAUCAUAACCCCAAUCCAAGAGACGAUCCUGAUGAGAAAAUACAGGGAACAUGGCGAGUGGCACAUUGACGACACAUUCGCUGAAUCUAAAGUUGAACAUUCGCUGGUACAAGACGAGACCAACAUGUACAGUAUCAUGCGUUUCAAAGUACACAUGAUCAGGAAACCUCUUUACUUUGGAUUGAACGUGAUUUUACCGUGCAUACUACUUAGUCUUUUGACUGUGGGCGUGUUCUGUUUGCCCCCUGAGGCUGGGGAGAAGGUGGGACUAGGCCUUACUGUCCUGUUGUCAUUUAGCGUGUUUCUGUUGAUCGUAGAUGACUCCAUGCCGAGGACAUCAGAAGUUGUACCUCUCAUUAGUAUCUACUUGACAAGCAUAAUGGCGAUGACGGCUGCAUCUGUGUUUCUCACUAUUUGGGUUCUUGCAAUGCAUCAUCAUGCAGCCAAGCCAGUACCACAAUGGGUGCGCAAGAUUGUGUUUGGCAUUAUGGCGAAAAUGGUUAAUUUGAAACAUGCUCAUUCUCUUGCGAAUCGACACUCUGACCUUGCGAAAGUACAUCCGCGCAACAAUUUUCUGCAGAAGAAAGAUAGCGUAGCCACUAUUGAGUCUAUUGUGGUUGAAAAACGUGAAUCCCAGCGCAAAGAGGAUGAGAACAACGGCGGAGAAAUUCAAAAGAUUGUCACUCUCUUGGAAGAAAUUCUCAAGAAACAACAAGAAGAUGAAGCCGAGUCUAGUUACCAGAAAGAAUGGAUCGAGGUUGCCAGAGUUGUUGACCGAUUCUGUUUUGUAAUUUCUACUACGGUUGUCGUUACAUUAUCUGUAGUUCUGCUCUUGAUAAUUCCACUUGCAAGGCCUAUGAAAUCACUAGGUGAACAUCUUCAAUAGGAUUCAAUGUCACAUUGGAGACUAAUAUUAAAGAAAU
This is a messenger RNA of Owenia fusiformis, 1516 nucleotides long. The record is from the annotation of a GenBank genome assembly. Lineage: Eukaryota; Metazoa; Annelida; Polychaeta; Sabellida; Oweniidae.